AUGGCGGCCCGGCUCGGGCUCGGGAGGGCCAAUGGGAGAGUCGGAGGAGAGCGCCGUAAGGACGCGGCGGGGCUCCGGGAAGCGCGGCGAAGUUCGGGGUGGCUUCUGGCGUCCGCCUUCGCGGGUGGAACAGGGGCGAUUCUGGAGCGCGAGGAGUAG
Messenger RNA from Podarcis lilfordi (Lilford's wall lizard), 159 nucleotides. The record is from the annotation of a GenBank genome assembly. NCBI's taxonomy places the organism in Eukaryota, Metazoa, Chordata, Lepidosauria, Squamata, Lacertidae.